UUAGUAUCCAAGAUGGCGGAUAUAGUUUUGUGAUUUGAUUGAAUAUAUUUGUAUUUAAAUCAAAAACAAUAUUUUAUUCGGUUAUAUUUAAUAUUGUUAAAAUGACGGACAGAAGAGCAGAAUUAGAAAGGAAACGAAUUAAGUUGGCUUUAAUGAGAGAAGAGAAAGAGAGGAGAAGACGCGAAAAAGAGAAAGAAAUUAAGGAGACUGAAGACACAUUUAAGUCAUCAAAAACAGAUAUUAGAGAUGAAACAGAAAAAAUAUUGUCAUCCCUUGGUAUUCCUUUAAAUGAUUCACCAGGUGGGAAAUUUAUUGGUGUUCCUGAAGCACGUUUAUCACCUGUUCCUGAUCACAAUUCAAUUCCUGCUGGUCAACAGUUAGUUGGAAAACCUUCAAAAUAUCAGCAAGGAAAUUUUGAGACUGAAGACACAUUUAAGUCAUCAAAAACAGAUAUUAGAGAUGAAACAGAAAAAAUAUUGUCAUCCCUUGGUAUUCCUUUAAAUGAUUCACCAGGUGGGAAAUUUAUUGGUGUUCCUGAAGCACGUUUAUCACCUGUUCCUGAUCACAAUUCAAUUCCUGCUGGUCAACAGUUAGUUGGAAAACCUUCAAAGAAACUGAAUUUGACAGUUGUAAAUGUUCAUCAAACAAAUAUACCACCUAAAGAAAAUGUGUCUUAUAAUAAACAAACACAAACAUCAUCAUCAUCUAUCAAUGAUAGAGAUGCACAACCACUGGACUAUUAUGUCAUUCAUUGGGAUGAAGAAUGGGAUGAUGAAUUUCAAGUUCUCACUUACGCUGACAUGUCAGUUGAAGAAGAUGGGGAAGGGUCUUCCCUUCCCUCUCACGAUUUGGAAUCUUUUGCUCAUCCACCACACAAGGUGACUGGAUUACCUCAUGUAGAAAUGGUACGUCCUGCUCAUACACCUGAUACAGAAAGUGCCAUUCCACCUGGAGAAAUUGUAAAAGAAGAAAAAAAGAAAGCAAGGGAAUUUAGUGAAGAAGAAAAGAAACAAAUCAUGAUGAGAGAAGAUUUUCAAAAUUUUUUUGAUCGGGCCACACGAAUAAUAGAACGUGUUUUAUAUGAAGAUGUUGACAUUUGUGUAGACUAUACUGGUGGUGGAGAGGAACAAGAAGGGGAUGAUAAAAGUGGAAUUAAAUUAUCACUCAAUCGUUACUUUGUUGAUGAUCACUGGUCAAAAAAUCGUACAGUUACAAGUUUCGAUUGGUCCUCUCAGGUAAGCAAAUUUCAGUCAGCAGUUAUGUCUUCAUGUUUUGCCAAAUUUCAUCCUAACCUUGUAAUUGGUGGGACUUAUUCUGGCCAAAUAGUUCUUUGGGAUAAUAGAAGUAAUAAAAGAACACCAGUUCAAAGAAGUCCUUUAUCAGCAGCAGCUCAUACUCAUCCAGUAUAUUGUGUGCAAGUAGUAGGAACUCAGAAUGCACAUAAUUUAGUUAGCAUAUCAACUGAUGGAAAAUUUUGUUCUUGGAGUCUGGACAUGCUUUCUGCUCCUCAGGAUUCAAUGGAAUUGAGUCAGCAAAAACAAUCAAGACCAGUAGCAGUAACUUGUUUGACAUUUCCAUAUGGUGAUUUCAAUAACUUUGUAGUUGGAAGUGAGGAAGGUGCUAUAUAUACAGCAUGUCGACAUGGUAGCAAAGCUGGAAUUUUGGAUAUGUUUGAAGGUCAUCAGGGUCCUGUAACAGGAAUUGAUGCUCACACUGCUCAGGGACAAAUAGAUUUUUCACAUUUGUUUUUGACAUCAUCAUUUGAUUGGACAGUUAAACUAUGGAGCUUAAAGGAAAACAAGCCACUAUAUUCUUUUGAAGAUAAUGGUGAUUAUGUAUAUGAUCUGGCUUGGUCCCCUAUUCAUCCUGCACUAUUUGCAUGUGUAGAUGGAAUGGGAAGAUUAGAUAUUUGGAAUUUAAAUAAUGACACUGAACUUCCAACAAUAAGCAUAGCUGUGGAAGGUAAUCCUGCUCUUAAUAGAGUUAUAUGGACGCCUUCUGGACAUCAAGUAACCAUAGGAGAUGAUAUGGGCAAGAUUUGGAUAUAUGAUGUUGGUGAACAAUUAGCAACACCUAAAAUUGAUGAAUGGUCAAGAUUUGUUCAUACACUUCAAGAAAUAAAAAAUAAUCAAGCAGAUCAAGACAUGGAUGCAUUUAAUCCGCUCUCAUCUUCUCCAUUCUCGUCGUCUCCGAUUCGUUAAGAUUCACAAUUUCAUAAUUUGUGAUUUUAUUGGAACAUGGAAUGGAAAUUAAAUCCAUUUAAUUAUAAAUUGGGCCUUUAUUGAUAUGUAAAAAUUAUACUUAUUUCAGUAUUGUUGUUGUAAUGGGGCAACAUUUCAACAAUAUUAGUUAUAAAAAUAUUGCAAUUUAAAGACUUCUUAUUAUACUGCAGUUUGGUUUAAACUUAUUCUAUGCAAUAUUAUUAGUUAAAAAAUUAAUUUAUAAUAUCAAAAAUACUUUGUGGAAGGAAUAGUAAUGUAUAUUCUAUAUUUGUUAAGCUAAUUUUCUAUAAUAUUGUAUACAUAUAAGUUUGAGAGAAGUUAAAUGAAAAUGAUGUUGUUUAUAUAUUUAGUAAUUUUCUAAAUAUAAACAAAAUUAUUUGCAAAUUGUAAGUAUUCACAAAGCUGCUGGCUUAAUUAAUAAAUUAAAACUUUGAUACAGCUAUGUGAAUUCUCCAAACAAUUGAGGAUCAGAAAAAAAUUCAAAAAUUAUAUUUGAAAAUUGAGCAUUGUAUUUAUAUGUAAGAAAAUACUAUUGCUGAUUAUGUUGGUUUUCUAAUGUGGUUUGGUAAAAGUUCUAUAAAAAUGUCUAUUGAUAUGUUGGAUAUUUUAUAAAAUAUCUAUCAUUGGCUGCAAAUAAAAGUAUUAUGGAUAUC
Molecule: messenger RNA, 2875 nt
Organism: Centruroides sculpturatus (bark scorpion)
Lineage: Eukaryota; Metazoa; Arthropoda; Arachnida; Scorpiones; Buthidae
Product: cytoplasmic dynein 1 intermediate chain 2-like
Exons: 20
Coding region: 102-2201 (699 amino acids)
Biological process (GO): transport along microtubule
Cellular component (GO): cytoplasmic dynein complex
Molecular function (GO): dynein heavy chain binding; dynein light chain binding
Source: RefSeq, a predicted model, not a curated record